UAUUGUUCUUUUUAAAAGAUUAUAAGAAGAGGGAGGUUAAAGGAGGAGUUAAGUCAAGCGGGACAAAGGUGGGAGGUUAAGGGUUAGGGUUUUUAAAAAAGGAAAAAAAAUUGUACAGGCAAUCAGUCUUCACUGUCGCUUUCUUCUGAAAAAGUUUUGUUUUUCUGGUUAAGUGGAGGCCUGCUAUUUGAGUAUGAUAGAAGUCGAUGGAACUGAGGACCUUGAAUUUAAGUGGGGUAAAAAAAGGGGAAUGGGUGGGAAAAAGAGAGAUGUUCAGUUUUAUGAAUCAUUUACUUUUGAUGGUGUUGAUUAUGCUCUUUAUGACAAUGUUUAUCUCUACAAGGAAGGUGAACCAUUAUUGCCUUAUAUUGGGAAACUUAUAAAAAUAUGGGAGACUGCCGAUAAAUCAAAGAAAGUGAAGGUUUUAUGGUUUUUCCGACCAGACGACGUCUCAAAUUAUCUUGUAGAUGGAUUGGCACAUCCGAAUGAAAUAAUUUUAGGAUCUGGUGAUGGAAAAGGCCUUGUCAACGUUAAUCCAUUGGAAGCAAUUAGUGGAAAAUGCAAUGUAGUUUGCAUUUCAAAGGAUGGCAGAAAUCCACAACCUUCAGACAGAGAUAUCCAAAUGGCGGACUUUGUGUUUUACCGUACUUUUGAUGUUGGGCUGUGCGCUAUCUUCGAUAGGAUAGAUGAAAAAAUUGCUGGAACUGAAGUUAAAUUUAUUUUUAACCAACCUGGUUCUCUGAAGGCUUCUUCUGUCCAUAACUUUAGCGUGGAUGACAAAAAUGCUAGUGAAAAUGCUAUAGAAACAAAUGGAAGAGUGAGUUUGUCUAAGCCAAACUCAUCUGAGAAUCAAAUUCCUGAAGAUGAUAGACAAGUAGAACAGAAACCUGUGGUUGCAGAGGAUCUUACUCCCAAUGAUAGACAAGAGAAUGGCUUUAACUACAAAACUACUUCAAGUUUUAAAGUUGAAGAGAAUUCAGAUGUAAAAGUUUCAUCAGUUAAACCUAAUAUCUCCCUGAGAGAGAAGCCUGUUUCUGGUGUAGUUACAGACCCAGUUGGUUUGGCAAAAAGAGAUGACAGACAGGAAAAUACUUAUGGUAAUAAGACAGGUUUUAGAGGCAACAUUAAAGAAAAUGCAAACUCUUCUGUUGAGAAGAUGGGUAAUUCCAAUCUAAUCAAAGUUGAUGAAAAAUUAAAAUCCAUCAAGGAUACGAGUGAGUUGGAUGAGAGGCCAUAUAAGAAAGCAAAGCUUGAUGGUUCUGUGAAGGUCUCAAAUGACAAGGAAAGUUCAAGACAUCCUACAGAUCCUCAUCGGACAGCCAAAAACUCUUCCAAUAAGCUGAAAAUUGAUGAUAAACUCACAAAACCUACUAACUGCAAAACUCCAUCAAUGCCUCUGAAUGAUGGCAAAAGAACUGGUGACAAAGCUGUAGAAGUUACCCGUAUGCCUGAUUCUGAUAGGAGCAAUUGGUUUGGUGAAAUUCCUUGGGAAGAAAGAAUGCAAGAUGCACAUGAGCAAGGGAAACUUGUUCUGUUUCAAAAUUUGGAUCCAGCUUACACUUCAGCAGAUGUGGAGGAUAUAGUUUGGACUGCCUUCAAGAAAACUUGCAGAGCAAAGGUGGUGCAGAGGACUGCAUAUUCUAGCUCUCAUUCUGGUCAAGCUUUUGCUAUAUUCGAUACUAGGGAAGUAGCAAACGAUGUUAUUAAAAAAUUGAAUAAGGGAUGCUUGUUGCUGCCAAAUCAGAGGCCACUCGUUGCUCGCAUCCCAAAUCCCUGCUUCUCCAGGAAGCAGUUAAUAUUUGCGGGUCAUCUUAUUGUUGAUAAGCUCAAAUCCCUACGGGAGAUGAAAGAAGCGGUAUCUACUUCACAUUGUUCCCAACCCAACACACUUGAAUAUGAUAUGGCCAUGGAAUGGUGCUUACUGGCAGAAACAUCCGAUCUGUUCUGGAAAAAUCUAUAUGAGCAACAAUGGAAAGAGAUAAAAAGAGUGAAAGCCAACUUUAAGUCCAAAUGAGCGCUGAUGAUUUUGUCUUCCCCUAAUUUUGUUGUCAAGCUGUUGGAUGUGGGGAAACUUGGUUCCAGCUGUGUUGUCGAUGCACUUCAACUAGGUGAAGCAUUGUUAAAACUGAUGGAAUUUGCAAAAUGGAUGCCUGAGCUCUGCGAUUGUUAGGUAAUCACGGCAAAUUUUGGAAAGAGAAGUAAUUACGAUUUGCAGUUCAGUUUUAGCAUGAUGGUUAAAUCCUCUUGUAUAUGUAAAGCCUAUGGGGAUGUUGCGUAUUUGUCAUCGUAUACAACUUUGUUAUUUUUCUUAAGGUGCUUGUAAAUUAGUGAUCCAAGAGGGAAUGUUGUUUUUAAUGCGUAUGUUAUUGACGUGCCUACCACCGAAUUCACCGGUG
Molecule: messenger RNA, 2396 nt
Organism: Hibiscus syriacus
Lineage: Eukaryota; Viridiplantae; Streptophyta; Magnoliopsida; Malvales; Malvaceae
Product: protein ANTI-SILENCING 1-like
Exons: 12
Coding region: 194-2014 (606 amino acids)
Molecular function (GO): RNA binding; chromatin binding
Source: RefSeq, a predicted model, not a curated record